ACAGGCUGCAAAGAUGGAGAGUUUAACUGGAACACAUAUGUAAAGAACUGUAGGGGUCAACUGGCCCCCAAACAUCUCUUCAAGAGUCUUAAUACAUCGGUCACACCGUCAGGAUUCCGUGCCGGGAUGAAGCUGGAAGCCGUUGACAGGAAGAACCCAUCACUCAUCUGUGUUGCAACCAUUGCUGCUGCUGUCGACAACCGACUCCUCAUUCACUUUGACAACUGGGAUGAUUCGUAUGAUUAUUGGUGUGAUGCCAGCAGUCCAUACAUUCAUCCGGUAGGGUACUGUGAGGAGGCUGAGUUAAUGCUCACUACACCUGCAGAUUAUAAGCCUCCCAAGGUUUUUACUUGGGAGAAGUACCUUGAGGAAACUGGAGCCCAGGCUGCACCAGCAAGAGCCUUUAAACAGAGACCACCACAUGGCUUCCAAGUUGGGAUGAAGCUGGAGGCAGUGGAUAAACGUAAUGCCAUGCUUAUUCGUGUAGCCACCAUCUCUGAUGUAGAAGACCACAGAAUCAAGAUCCAUUUUGAUGGCUGGAGUGAGGAGUAUGAUUUUUGGCUAGAUGCUGAUAGCCCAGAUCUGCACCCAGUAGGCUGGUGUCAGAAGACAGGUCAUCCUCUACAACACCCCAACGGUCCCAGAGAUUCUCCAGUGCCUCCAGGACAAGGCUGCCCAACCCCAGGAUGCAACGGAGUCGGACAUAUUAGAGGACCUCGGUAUGGGACACAUUACACAGCGGUGAGCUGUCCAUACUCAGAUUUGAAUUUGAAUAAGGACGGGCUGGUGCCGGACAGACUGAACGGGGAGAGGCCGGUCACGCUCAGUGGACCUCCGCGCCACCGCCGUGCUGAAAUGCUCACUCAGACGCACCCUCCCACACCCAGCGCCAGCACCCCUGAAGCCCCUGACACCACCACAGACGCCUGUCCACCAGCUCGCUCAGUGCGUGAGCACGUUGUGUCUGGCAGCGCUCCCAAAUGUGUCAAGCCACCUCAAGUGAAGCAGGAAGGUGACGGGAAAGAUUCUCUUCAGCAGCUCCUGCAUGAGUCUGUGUUUUGUGGAUGGGAGCCACCGAGGUUUCAUCUGUGUUGGGAAAAGCAUGGAAAACUCUUGCCUGAAGCUUUAGGCCUCACGGCUAAGAGAGUGGCCAAGUGGAACACAGAAGAGGUGGCAAGUUUUGUAAGAGGGCUGCCUGGCUGCAGAGAGCAUGCUGCCACCUUUAGGAAAGAGCAAAUCGAUGGCGAGGCCUUCCUGCUCCUUACUCAGUCAGACAUUGUUAAGAUUCUGAGUAUCAAGUUGGGACCCGCUCUUAAAAUUUAUAAUUCAAUC
Sinocyclocheilus grahami is the source of this 1332-nucleotide messenger RNA. Its product is annotated as lethal(3)malignant brain tumor-like protein 3. The record is from RefSeq and is a predicted model, not a curated record. The transcript is spliced from 12 exons. Lineage: Eukaryota; Metazoa; Chordata; Actinopteri; Cypriniformes; Cyprinidae. The annotation marks the transcript as partial. Gene Ontology annotation, biological process: negative regulation of DNA-templated transcription. Gene Ontology annotation, molecular function: histone binding; zinc ion binding; chromatin binding. Gene Ontology annotation, cellular component: nucleus.